Camponotus floridanus (Florida carpenter ant) is the source of this 1642-nucleotide messenger RNA. RefSeq names its product macrophage erythroblast attacher (gene Kaz). Gene Ontology annotation, molecular function: protein binding; ubiquitin protein ligase activity. NCBI's taxonomy places the organism in Eukaryota, Metazoa, Arthropoda, Insecta, Hymenoptera, Formicidae. Gene Ontology annotation, biological process: proteasome-mediated ubiquitin-dependent protein catabolic process. The transcript is spliced from 5 exons. The coding region runs from base 326 to 1501 and encodes 391 amino acids. Gene Ontology annotation, cellular component: nucleus; cytoplasm; GID complex. The record is from RefSeq and is a predicted model, not a curated record.
UUCUUCUCUCCGAUUUCAUCUUUUCUCCUCCUCGCUCCCUCCGACUAUUCUAAAAUUACGCGUAAACAAAGGCAUACAUAUGCAACCGAAAAAUGGACUAGAUUAAACGUGAGUUGAUGUGAAUUCUCUCGAAUCGUCGUUUCUUGUAAUAUUCCCUUGCGUCGAUUCUUUCUACCGAUUCUGUGUAUCGUCAUGAACAUCGAUAUUAUACCGCGUAAUAAUUGACGGACAAUCGGAUUAUCAUCUCCGUCGUCUCCUUCCUCUCGUGAUUCUAUUCACCGUGUCACUUGUCCCGUUGUAAUCAUCUUGGAUCAUUAAUCCCAAGAUGUCAGAUGUCAAGAGCCUUGAACAUCCUACAUUGAAGGUUCCGUAUGAACUUCUGAACAAGAAGUUCCGCUCUGCCCAGAAAACUCUCGACAGAGAGGUGUCACAUGUUCAAGCAGUAUCUAACGAACUUGAGAAAAGUCUUAAAACUGACGGAUCUUAUGUAGCAACUGGAGAAAUCAGCAAGUUGCUUGGUGGCGUAGUUGCUAGACUUCAGGUUUUAAAGCGUAAAGCUCAAGAAUCCAUAGCGGAGGAAUUACAAGCAGGCAUGGUUUGCAAAAGAAGAUUGGAUCACUUAAAAGAACAUGCUAAUACCUCUCCAAGUGCUGUGAAUCAAUGGAGACGACAGAGAUUAGACAGAAUGCUAGUAGAAUAUUUUCUUCGCAAAGGAUAUUACAAAACGGCGACUAAAUUGGCAGACAGUAACGAGCUCAGAGAUUUAACAAAUAUUGAUGUGUUUAUGGUAUCAAGAGAAGUGGAGAAAUCUCUGGCCAAUCACGAAACUGCAAGAUGUAUUGGUUGGUGUCAUGAUAAUCGUUCAAAAUUAAGAAAACUGGGUAGCACAAUGGAGUUUAAUUUACGCGUACAGGAAUUUAUCGAAUUGGUGCGAACCGACAGACGACUGGACGCAGUAAAACACGCCCGAAAAUACUUUUCGAAUUAUGACGAUUAUCAGCUGCAAGAGAUUCAGUGUUGUAUGGGCCAGUUGGCGUUUCCAGCUCAUGCAUAUUUAAGUCCCUAUAAAGAUCUAUUAGAUGAAAAAAGAUGGGACAAACUGAUCGAAACAUUUCGUCAAGAGAACUAUAGAUUAUUUCAGUUGGCAAGCCAGAGUGUAUUCACGGUAGCUUUACAGGCUGGCUUGUCAGCUCUCAAGACUCCUCAGUGUUAUAGCGCAAAUAAGGAAGGUCGGAAUCCUAGUUGUCCAAUCUGCAAUGAAGCGUUAAAUGAAUUGGCUGCACCAUUGCCUUUUGCUCAUUGCUCACAAUCACGGCUUGUUUGUAGUAUAAGCGGAAAACCGCUAAACGAACAUAAUCAACCAAUGAUGAUGCCUAAUGGAUAUGUAUAUGGUGAACAAGCAUUAGAAAAGAUGGCUCAAGAAAACAAUGGUACGGUAAUUUGCCCCAAAACCAAAGAAGUAUUUCCAUAUAAAAAGAUCGAAAAGGUUUUCGUUAUGUAAGCUGAUAUUGACACAGUAUAUACAUGUUGUACUAUAUGCUUAAUGCUCUAAUGGUCUCCUUCUAGCUCCAAUCUUUCUUUAUUAUUUAAGUGAUUGUAUACAGCAUUAAUGGAAUAAAAUAACAUUUAUUUUUAAGAAAUA